Glarea lozoyensis ATCC 20868 is the source of this 1896-nucleotide messenger RNA. RefSeq lists its product as uncharacterized. The coding region runs from base 1 to 1896 and encodes 631 amino acids. The record is from RefSeq and is a predicted model, not a curated record. Lineage: Eukaryota; Fungi; Ascomycota; Leotiomycetes; Helotiales; Helotiaceae. The transcript has a single exon.
AUGAGUAUUUAUGAACCUUUGACUUGCGACCCCGAAGCCCCCCAGUUUCGUCUAUGCUGCAUCUUACCAGGCGCCCGAGGUGAUUCGAUUCGAUGCUCAAUCGAUAUCCAUGGCUUGAAGAACAGCCUCAGCUUUGAAGCGCUUUCAUAUGUUUGGGGAGACGAGAACGACAAGCGGCCCAUAGAAGUAUGUGGCAAUCAAAAAUUCAUCACGCCGAACCUUGGGACUGCGUUAGAGUAUGUACGAGACAAAUCCCAGGAAAGAUAUCUGUGGAUUGACGAUCUUUGCAUCAACCAGAAUGAUGACCACGAGCGGAGCGCUCAGGUGGCUAUGAUGGGCAGGAUAUACAAAACUGCUCGGCGUGGCAUUUCCUGGAUAGGUCUUGCCGACCCUCUUUUCGAUCCUGUGGAGCAUAUGGAAUAUGCUUGCGAUUUUCUUCAACAUGUCCGUUUUCUUAUCACUCACGAGCCCUUACAGCAGUUUCUUGAAAAUCAAAACGCAUGGAAACCGUACACCGACUUUCGCAAACACCAGGAAUACUUUGACGAUGGUCUUUACUCCAUUCAGCUCUUGUUAGGUGAGAGGCGGGAGCAGCCUCAAUACUGGAGCAGGGCGUGGAUUACUCAAGAAGUCGGAUCUGCCCGUUCAUGGAUCAUUCAGUGUGGAUCCCGCUUCAUAUCGGAUGCAGAUCUCAAUCUUAUGGCGGACUUUUUGAGUUCGCCCCUGGGUAGACUAUUUAUGGGAAAGAGGCACGAAGAGCGCAGGUUGAGGGCCCUUUUAGGCCUCAAUUCCUUCCUACCGGUGUCACUUUAUCGUUUCCUGCUUACUACAAACUCAAGCAUCCCUCAGAAGGCUCCUAGUCCUCGCUUUCACGGCACUAGAACACUGCUGAGUCUCUUAAGGCGUAACAGAUCUCUCUUGUGUAAAGAUCCCAAGGAUAAAGUCUUUUCUGUUGUAGGCGUAUCCGACUUUGCCAAAGAUUGCCGCACAACUAUUGUCAUCGACUACGCCAGCACCAUUGCAGAAAUUAAUACUGGAACGACUCGAGCAAUCAUAGAAGCUUCCUCUGCCUUAGAAGUGUUAUGCUCCACCAGUAUAGGCGACAGAUCACCUUCUCUCCAUUUGCCUUCGUGGGUGCCAAACUGGAAUGCAAUUAAGAAGUCAGUUGAGGCAGAUAGACCUGUUUCGUAUGGACACCAGCAGUCCACCGGAUACAGCUCCGCAGAAUUCAAAUUUUGGUUUCACGGCGGGAGCCAAAUUCUCUCCGUGGCAGGUUUAUGCAUAGGCACCAUCAUCGAUUACGAAAGCCCAUUCGUUCAUUUUAACGCUGAUGCCCUUCAUGGUUCCGAUGAAUUCACUGGCCUGGUCGAAUAUUGGAAGCUUUACUGCCAGCUACCAGAUGUAUACAGACGAAUAUCCUCAAGCCUAGAACCCAAGAGUUUGGCGACGGAAAUUUUCCGACGGACAAUCGCUCUCGGGCUACUAGAUCACGAUCCCAACGACCCGUUUAAGGAAUUUCUCGAUGCUUUGAACUUUGAGGACCAUGCUGACUGUCGAACAUCACCACCACCCAUCAGAUACGCCGGGAUGAGAUAUCGUUUUCGAACAAUGGCGGCUGCCAUAAACAUGCAGUGUUUGUUCGCGGUCAGACAAAAUGAGCUUUUAGAGUCUGUCUCACUUACCGAAGAUAUAAUCGGCAUUGCGCCUCCAGACAUCAUCGAAAAAGGGGACCAGUUUUGUUUGUUGCUAGGCUGUAGCGCCCCACUUGUUCUUCGACCUACUCAUGGCAACCGACACAUAGUGGUUUGCCCUGCCUAUGUUGAUCAACUGAUGGACGGCAGUGUCAUGGAACGACUCGAAAACGGCUUCGAGCUUCAGAAGUUUGACUUGGAAUAA